Molecule: messenger RNA, 870 nt
Organism: Protobothrops mucrosquamatus (brown spotted pit viper)
Lineage: Eukaryota; Metazoa; Chordata; Lepidosauria; Squamata; Viperidae
Gene: CATIP
Product: ciliogenesis associated TTC17 interacting protein
Biological process (GO): actin filament polymerization; cilium organization
Source: RefSeq, a predicted model, not a curated record
AUGGGCAAAUUGAAGAUGAAACCAGAACAAGAAAGUGAUGAAAUUGCUACAUCUCAUUUCUCAGAAAUAAAAGAAAUUCAGCCCUGCCUUUUUGAAGAAUCGCUGGUGGCUAUUUCAGAGUCUGGAGAGACUAUAGGGACGUUUUCCAUCUCGGCGAAGUGGGCCUGCUAUUCGCUGGAUGGCUGGCAAGAAGAAGACUGUUUCCUGGUCCGUGCAAACAGCAAAGUGGCAAUCGAUGGGGUGCCUUGCAAAAUCUCCCUUACAGGAUAUGUAACAAAGAAACUGGAGAUUUUGGAGCAGCACAUUCAGGAAAGUGUGAGGUUUAGAAAUCAUCCAGUGGAAACCAGGACCCGAGUGGUGAAGCGGCACGACCGACUUUAUGUGGCCAAAACCAUAGUGGAAAAAGAUGAAGAGAUCAACGUCAGCACGUUUUCUUACAGAUGUGCACAACUUGAGGGCCUCAUCUCAGAAUCUGCCAACUUCUUGGUGCUGCGGGUGAUGGCCAGGAGGCAGUCCUUACCACAAAAUGCUAUUUUCCUCUCAUUUGACUCUGACCAACACGUCUGUACCUCUACCUAUAAAACCCUCGGCUUCCAGAAGCAGAAAGUGAAAAAAGAGGAAGUGGAUGUGUUUGUGAUUGAAAGGACCAUACAGUCUGUGGAAGCGCCCCCACUGAAUUGGCAGUUCUACUUCCUACCAGAUGGGCAUUUAUCUCGCCGUGUACAAGUUGGAUCCCCGGCCACCAUGGUGAUCCUGCAGAUGCCCAUUUUGAUUGACACAGAUGAACCAGACCCUCGUCCUGUCUUUGAAAAAGUCCUCUUAGAUUGGGAAGAGGAUGCUGAAUUAUAUUCCAAGUUCUUAGACAGAAAG